Messenger RNA from Manis pentadactyla (Chinese pangolin), 1903 nucleotides. RefSeq names its product bromodomain adjacent to zinc finger domain protein 2B-like. The record is from RefSeq and is a predicted model, not a curated record. Bases 795 to 1550 code for a protein of 251 amino acids. Gene Ontology annotation, molecular function: protein binding. The transcript is spliced from 6 exons. Lineage: Eukaryota; Metazoa; Chordata; Mammalia; Pholidota; Manidae.
GUGGAGAGGCAUAGACUAGAUAUGGUAUGGAUAUGUUUAUUUUUGUACAUCUAACACCACAUUGUGAUUUGGUUGUGAUAUGGUUGUCAUAGCAAUGCAUAAAGUGUAGCACUGGCUGCUGUCAUAUUACAUACUGCUGCAUGGCUUUACAUCACAGUGCAUUGCAUACAUCUGCUUGUCUGUCUAUAAGUAUGAUCUGUCCCCAAGAUUUUUAAUUGAAUUGUGUAAGCCUUAUUGAAGGCCACUGUCCGAAAAUUUGUGUUACUGAUGUUAAAAUGAAAGUUGGAUAACUGUACAAAUCAGGUACAAUUGUGACCCAUAUUCUCCCAUCUUUCCUGAUGCAAAACUGCCAUUGAAUACGGUGUGAAUUUUCAGUUAGGUUGAUGAGAGAAUAUGAAAUAGAUUCGUGUUUUAUAGGUAAAUUUUAGAAGUGAUAUUAGAAAUAUCCCUUUGGGGAUACGAAAAAGAAUUGAUUAGACGUUACAACUUUGAUUUUUGAAGUUUGAAAUAAAAUGAGAUGAUCAAACUCUAAGCUACUGGUAGUGCUUAUCUUAUUUUCAUACUGUGCCUUUUAGAUGCCCUUAUGGCCAAUGGUGCAGCUUUUAUGGCUUUAAGUAGUGCAUGAAGUGGCAGACAUCAGUAAAUAGGAGUAUCCCGUUUCAUUGGUAUUGGUGUAUGAACCACAUCUAAGCAAAGAGCAGAGAAAAGGAACAACGGAGGAAAACGAUUCGGGUCACCUGUCAAAAGAACCCAGUUGUACCUCUGUUAAGGAACCAAAAUGAGAGGAGGCUGAGAUGAUCCUUGCCGACAUGGUAACUCGCCUCAGCGAAGAGUUGAGGAAAGGAAAAACAGAGAAAAACACUUAUGACUUGUCCAAACUACCAACUUGUGGUUCCGUUAAGACACCGAAAAGAGAGGAGGCUGAGAUGAUCCUCACUGAUAUGCAUACUCGCCUCAGCGAAGCGUUGAGAAAAAAGAAAACAGAGGAAAACACUUGUGACUGGGCCAAACUACCAACUUUUAGUUCCGUUAAGACAACGAAACGAGAACACUCUAAGGACCUGACUCUUUGCGGUAAGAACCUUAAUGAAAUAGAAACUCAUCUCAGCAAAGAGCAGAGAAAAAGAAAAAGGGAGGAAAACACUUCUGGUAACUCGUCAGAACCAAGUUUUACUUGUGUUAAGAAAGCAAAACGAGAUGACUGUAAGGACCUGUGCAGUAUGAUCCUUACCGAAAUAGAAAAUCAUGAGGAUGCAUGGCCUUUUCGUCUUCCUGUAAACUUGAACUUUGUUCCUGGUUAUACCAAAGUUAUUAAGAAGCCUAUGGAUUUUUCCACAAUUAGAGAGAAAUUAAUUAGUGGACAGUAUCCAAACCUGGAAGCCUUUGCUGUCGAUGUCAGGCUUGUUUUUGACAACUGUGAAGCAUUUAAUCAAGACGAUUCUGAUACAGGCAGAGCAGGCCACAGUAUGAGGAGGUAUUUUGAGAAAAAGUGGACAGAUACUCUCAAAGUGAGCCAAAGCUACAAUAAUCUCUUUUUUCCUUUUCAAUAAGGGCGAAUAAGACCAGCAAUGUCAACUAAAUUUUACAUAAAUGUGCAAGGCACACACAUAAUGACUUUUUAUCUUAGUAAAAGUAUCACACACAAAAACAGUAUCAGAAGAAUGAUACCAUUUUUAAAGGCUUCACUCCUACAACAACCAAGGCCCUUGGUUAUUGGUUUGUGUGAUUUAUCAGCUAAUUUAGGUAGAACAGGGAAGCACACCCAAAGAAUUUUCAAAGGUAAGGGUGUUACAGAGUAACAGCAAUUAAAAUAUAUCAAAUCGCACUGAAUAUUCAACACCAGAGCUUUAAUGUGGGAGAUGGUUCUCCUUUCCCUCUCAAUAAAUAUCUACUUUUCCUUUUU